CACUCGCUGCACUUCCCAAUGGCAAAGCCUAUGACCAUGACACCAAAAGCCGGCGUGACACGAGCGAGGAGACAUCCAUGCGUCGCCUUUGUCGCGUUGUGCGCCUGCCUUAUUUGGAGAAGUCCCUCUGCGUGUGGCUUCCACUUCGCCGCACCGAGGACCAGCAGCAGCGGACACCAACGCAGGGCUACGCUGCCCCCCAGGUUGGCGCUUGGACGACCCCAUCAAGCAAGAAGACGACGGCUGUCUUCGGCAUGCGCAAUCUCACGCGAAGGAGGCGCGCGGCGGCGGGAGUGGCUUUUGCUUGCCGAACACGUCGAUGGUGAUGGCCAUGGACCGGAGCAGCCAGAGCCGCAUCCUGCGGAGGUACGAAGGGCGGCGGGGACGGUAACAAGUGCACCGCCAUUAGCGCCUCGGCGGUACGUGGGCGAUGGCGCGGGCAUGGCAGACGAGGGCGGGGUUGGUGGCCCUAAGGGGGACGGGCGGGGGAAGGAGUGGACGGUGGACCUGUGCUGCAAGCGCUUGUCUUUGCUUCACCGCAAGCUUCGGCAGGUGAAGAGCCUGCAGGCUCAGCAGGCCAGGGCCCCCGAUUCUCUCGACGACGCGCAAAGAGUCAAGCUCGGGAGGAAACAGACCCUCCUGGCGGAGAUAUCGGAGCUGGAAGCCCUGAGAAGAGACCUGCGCCAGAAGGAGUGGGAGAGUGACGGCGCAUCAGCGGGGCCUAAGGAGAACAAGAAGUCGCGCCUCCCGCCGGGUCCCUUCGCCGCAGCCAACGCGGCGGGCGGCGGCCACGACACGCGACAGCACCAGCCGGAGGAAGACGAUGGAGCCGAGUACACCCGGGACGGCCUCCGGCUAGCGUCCCCCAAGCGCCGGUUGCAGCAGCCGCCACCGCCGCCACCCAAGCCCGAACCUCCCGCUUCUUCGCGGCCAUCCGCGGGGACCCCGGGAGCGGCGGCGGCGGCGCCGCCGCCCUCGCUGGGGGAUGCCGAUCUGUUUUCCGACGGCGGCGGGGGCGGGGUUUUGGCCAUGGAGGCGUUGAUAAAGCCCUCCAUGGACGGCCAGGACUGGGAGAAGGAGGAGGGUGACGGCGGGUUCAACUGGGAGGAAGGGUUCGAGGACGCGGGGGGGUCUAGCGAAGGGCGGGAGGAAGCUAGGCCGAUGGUGGAGGCUCUGGCGGGGGGUUACCCGAAGAGGCUGGCCGGGCUGAUGAGCUUCUGCCGCGUGUCGGACAAGGCGACCUGCGAGAUCCUGGUCGAGAUGGGGAGGGUGACGGUGAACGGAGUGGUGGCGAGGGACCCCGGGAUCAAGGUGGACCUGUUGACGGACAUCGUUGUCGCGAACGGCGUGGCGGUGACGUUUCCCGGAAAGAUUGACAACUCGGACGAGACUAGAAGGCCUCGGGAGGACGCGGGGAAGCGCACUGGGCCAAUUCCCAAAGCGGAGAAGAACACCUGGAAGCAGAAAACCAAGUACCGCUGGGGCAUGGACGAUGGUUUGUUGGCCAAGCGGACGAGAAGGGCAGCGAACGCCAAGGCGUUCGACAAGAAGCGCCAGACCGGCGGCGGGGGGUUCGACAACUGGUGAUGUUGUCGUGCACGGUGGGGGAUGGGGGUGGGCUCACGAUCGGCGGAGGGAUCGUCGGGUUGCGGGCAAGGCACCGCCGGGAAACAGCGAGGACUUAGGGCCGGGUUGGUGGGUCGUUGUGUCCGAGGCCAGGGGGGAGGGCAUGGAUUGGUUUCGUCGCUUCUUUCUUCUUUGCGGUGAUGAUUCAUUUGGUCGAGAGCACUGCUUUUCCCCCAAAGCUAUUCCGGACACGUCGGUACGUGUGAUGUUGUGGUAGCGCCGGUGUGUUGGGGUGUUUGAUUCUGAGGGUUUGAUUCUGUGGUGCACAACGGCUUCACCAUGAAUGAGAACUAGACGGGUGAGGGAGAUUGCCCCGUCUUGCCGCUGCGCCAUGUUAAGGUGGUCACCUUGGCCAAGGCCGUUUUUGUUUCUUGGAGUGCCUACGCAAACGCGACCGGAGCGGGAUGCCAGUUGGCGCAGUCCAUCCGAGGGUGGAGAACGUGCCCUGUAUUUUCGAACCGUCCAAGACUUUGGAUUGCUACAAGAAGGUCGACUUGUCUCGGUGUGAUGGGGCUAUGAUUUUUCUAGCCUUGUGAUGUAGCCGCAGUAGAGGGAGGUACAUGUGGCUCACCACCGGGCGAGCGCCUCCUUAUUUUUUUUUUUUGGCUGGUCAAGUGUGUCCGUUGCGGUAGUCGCGUUCACGUGUCCGGUGGGGGAAUGUGUCGGAGGCGAUACGGUCGUUGCUCUAUCGCGAACCGUGACGUGAACGGCUCGUUGCAACUUACAGUAGGUUUGCAGCAGAGAGGCAAGUUUAGACGGCCAUGUGCCGUGCACGUAAGUACGUACGUCAUGUCGUGAUUUAUUUCACUUGUUCACGUUGCGAACGAAAUCAUCUGUAUGUCAGCUUAAAAACACACUGCAGUUUUGGCACGCAACUAAACUGCGAGGGUUUCAUCGACGCGUCAUGGUGUCCCCAGCCUGUCGGCAAUAUGUCGUUCUUGUUCCCAAACCUCUGUUCUUCAGAAUCGCCUCUUGCGCCAGCGGCAUUGAUUGAUGACAUGUGCCCAACUUGUUCACUUAUUAUU
Molecule: messenger RNA, 2651 nt
Organism: Ectocarpus sp. CCAP 1310/34
Lineage: Eukaryota; Phaeophyceae; Ectocarpales; Ectocarpaceae
Source: the annotation of a GenBank genome assembly